AUUUCAAUUUCAACUUUUUUUGCUUUUUCGUUUUCAAUGAAUCUGUUUUCUAAUAAUGGCCAAAUCCUCAUGUUUCUCGUUUUCUCAUUGUUCUUUUAGCUUCUCACUGGGUGUAAGCUGCCACAGAGAAAGAUUCAAGUAUCUGCAAAACAAGCUGCCUCAAACACACAGAUCUAAAUCCACCCCAAACGCAUCCUGUGCUUAUAGUGUCCGAGUCAGUUUGGCUUGUUCGUGCUGCAUAGAUUUCUGAAGAACAUUUUCCGUAAUUUCAGGAAGAGUGCGUUCGUCUGGAUUUUAUUUGAAAAAGAUUUGGCUCGACAGCAGAAAUGAAGGGUCGUGUACGAUGGGAUGAAACUAAUCUAGGGGAAAUCGAGGCAAACAAACCAGUAAGGCAGAAAAUAACAGAGCCAAAGACACCUUAUCACCCAAUGAUCGAUGAAGAUGAUUAUGGGUCUUUGUCUCCUGUACGGAAUAGCUCUGAAAAUGGCACUGGCAAUGGAAUUCAUGCUGAAGCUAUUCAGAGGGCAUUGAAAGAUGUUGAAUCCAGGAAUGACAAAACACGUCCAACUGGAUGGCCAUCUUCCGAGGAUGAGGCAGAUGAAAUGGAUGAAGAUGAUGAAGGUUCUGAUUCAGAAAGAAGCAGGCGCUUUAAGGAGCAUAGACGGGCCCACUACGAUGAAUAUAAACGCGUGAAACUCCUUCGGAAAGGCUCCCUUGGCAUGGAAGACGAAUCUGAUGAAGAGAGCAGUCAUGCAGUGGAGAAGAAAGACGAUGGAGGGGCUGGUUGUUCAUCAUCCACAGUAACAGCUGCAGGCGUUAAGGACAUGGAAACUGGAGAAGAAGAAGAAGAAGAAGAAGAAGAAGGUGCGCCCAAACAGUCUUCUUCUUCUUCUUCUUCUGCACCAACUGAUGGAGCUUAGAAGAAGAAGCUCAUCCCAGAACAACUAUCUUCUGACAUUAUUAAAAUUAGUUUUAAUUGCAUCAAAGUUAUUUCAUAUGUUUUUAUAUUAUCAUUCAGUGGGUUUUCCAUUGUUUUUUCACAAGUCUGAGAAAAAAAAUAUCCAUUGAGAGUAAGAAUGUAUUCCCAAAGGUAUUGCACUAAAGUGAUAGUACUCUCUAUGUUCCGUUCUUCUUUUCCAGUCUUCCUUUAUGAAAAGAAACUUGUGGCCCCUGA
This is a messenger RNA of Cuscuta campestris, 1174 nucleotides long. NCBI's taxonomy places the organism in Eukaryota, Viridiplantae, Streptophyta, Magnoliopsida, Solanales, Convolvulaceae. The record is from the annotation of a GenBank genome assembly.